Heteronotia binoei (common prickly gecko) is the source of this 714-nucleotide messenger RNA. RefSeq names its product lymphocyte activation gene 3 protein-like. Gene Ontology annotation, biological process: T cell activation; positive regulation of ERK1 and ERK2 cascade; interleukin-15-mediated signaling pathway. The record is from RefSeq and is a predicted model, not a curated record. Gene Ontology annotation, cellular component: external side of plasma membrane; membrane raft. The transcript has 4 exons. NCBI's taxonomy places the organism in Eukaryota, Metazoa, Chordata, Lepidosauria, Squamata, Gekkonidae. Gene Ontology annotation, molecular function: protein tyrosine kinase binding; MHC class II protein binding. The coding region runs from base 1 to 714 and encodes 237 amino acids.
AUGGAUUCUGACAGCUCAAAGGUAGCCAUCCAUUGGAGCCACGUAACAGACAAGGACCUGAAGGCCAAGGCCAACUUGUACCAAGAAAAUAGGACCUUACAUCUCCCUGCUGUGGGACCUGGUAGUGCAGGCCAGUAUCUCUGUGAGGUCACCAUCAAUGGUACCACCAUCUCCAAGAAUGUCACCCUGGUUGUAAUGACAGUCGUUCCAAGCAUCGGGGGGCCAGUCCUGGAGGGAUCUCACCUGAUGCUCACCUGCAGUCUAAGCCAGCCCCUAGGAAAAGUGCAUUUUCAAUGGCAGUGGUUGGGCUCUGACCCCGCAAACAGGUCCAAAGCUGCCUCCAGGAGUUCUGAGUGCUUGAGCUCUGGCUGGAUCCGGGAGUUCUCCAAGGUGUCACCUACAGAUGCCGGUAUCUGGGAGUGCAGCAUCCACAACGCAGACGGGAUGCUGGGAUCUGUGCAGUAUCACCUGGAAAUUGCAGGUGCCCAAGCUGCUAGUCCACAGCAAAAUGAGACGCCUGGGAAGAUCACUUACGGAUUGAUGACCUUCCUCUUUGUCCCUGUGGUCUUCAUCGCGGUUCUUCUGACCCUUUUGAGGCGAAAGACACACUCACUGAACUUCCCAGCACUGGAUAGACUGGUAGCAGCUGCCCUUCCCAGAAAAGAGGUCAAGGAUGUUGUCCAGGAAGAGAAGGUCCUGAAGCUAGAACUGUGA